UCCCCGUCGCGGGGCGGGCUCAGGCCGGUCCCACCGCCCCGUCCGGCCUCCGGGCGGAGCCGGGCGCGGAGCGCGGAGCCGAGCGGGCGCGGGGCGGCGGCGGCGGCGGCGGCGGCGGGAUGCCGGGCUACGACUACAAGCUGCUGGAGCGGCCGCGGCGCCGGGUGCUGUGCCCGCUCUGCGGGAAGCCCAUGCGGGAGCCCGUCCGCGUCUCCACCUGCGGCCACCGCUUCUGCGACACCUGCCUGCAGGAGUUCCUCAGCGAAGGCGUCUUCAAGUGUCCAGAGGACCAGCUGCCCCUGGACUACGCCAAGAUCUACCCCGACCCCGAGCUGGAGGCGCAGGUGCUGAGCCUGGCCAUCCGCUGCAUCCACAGCGAGGAGGGCUGCCGCUGGAGCGGGCUCAUCAAGCACCUCCAGGCCCAUCUCGGCACCUGUGGCUUCAACGUGAUCCCCUGCCCCAACCGGUGCAGCGCCAAACUGAGCCGCCGUGACCUCCCCGAGCACGUCCAGCACGGCUGCCCCAAGCGCAGGGUCAAGUGCGAGUUCUGCGCCAGCGACUUCACUGGGGAGGCCUUCGAGGGCCACCAGGGCACGUGUCCCCAGGAGAGUGUGUACUGUGAGAACAAGUGUGGGGCCCGCAUGAUGCGGCGCCUGCUGUCCCAGCACGCCCUGGCCGAGUGCCCCAAGCGCACCCAGCCCUGCACCUACUGCUCCAAGGAGUUCGUCUUUGACACCAUCCAGAACCACCAGUACCAGUGUCCCCGGUACCCCGUGCCGUGCCCCAACCAGUGCGGGACACCCAGCAUUGCCCGGGAGGAUGUGCCCACCCACCUCAAGGAGAGCUGCAACACUGCCAUGCUGCUGUGCCCCUUCAAGGAAGCUGGCUGCAAGCACCGGUGCCCCAAGCUAGCCAUGGGUCGGCACCUGGAGGAGAGCACCAAGACCCACCUGGGCAUGGUGUGUGCCCUGGUGAGCCGGCAGCGCCAGGAGAUCCUGGAGCUGCGCCGGGACGUGGAGGAGCUGUCGGUGAGCAGCGACGGGACCCUCAUCUGGAAAAUCGCCGACUACGCCCGCAAGCUGCAGGAGGCCAAAGCCCGCAGCAACUACGAGUUCUUCAGCCCCCCGUUCUACACCCACAAGUACGGCUACAAGCUCCAGGUGUCGGCUUUCCUCAACGGCAACGGCAGCGGGGAGAGCAGCCACCUCUCCGUCUACAUCCGCGUGCUGCCGGGCGAGUACGACAACCUGCUGGAGUGGCCCUUCUCCUACCGCGUCACCUUCUCCUUGCUGGACCAGAGCGACCCAUCGCUCUCCAAGCCCCAGCACAUCACCGAGACCUUCCACCCCGACCCCAACUGGAAAAACUUCCAGAAGCCGGGAGCCUCGCGCAGCUCCCUGGACGAGAGCACCCUGGGCUUCGGCUACCCCAAGUUCAUCUCCCACGAGGACAUCAGGAAACGGAACUACGUGCGGGACAACGCCAUCUUCAUCAAAGCUUCGGUGGAGAUCCCCCAGAAGAUCCUGGCCUGAGCCCCGGAGGGGGACAGGAUGUGACCGGGGUGCCCCCGGUGGUGCUGAGCCCCUGCCCGCAGCCGCUGUCCCCGGCGUGGGGACGCUGCCGUGGCACCGCGGUGGCUCUCAGGACAGGCAGGGACGGGGCUGCUCCCGCGUCCCUCCUGGGGCUGGGACUGUCCCCUGGGGCAGCCCCUUCUCAGGUGCCCGGGGGUGCCGGGGGGCUGGGCCCCCUGAGCCCCUCCCCGAGGUGCCCAGCGGCCCCCGCCAGCCUCGCUGGGGACCCUGCAGGACCCCACUGGCCAGAGCCAUAUUUUGUAAACUGGUGCUCCCCAGGUUGUUAUUUAUUACCCCGGGCUGGGGCUGCUGCCCCCUCCCCACAUUUUUUUUUCUUUUCAAUAAACUUUUCUUGUAUUUAU
This is a messenger RNA of Pyrgilauda ruficollis (rufous-necked snowfinch), 1933 nucleotides long. It is a transcript of the gene TRAF4, whose product is annotated as TNF receptor associated factor 4. Gene Ontology annotation, molecular function: protein binding; zinc ion binding. Bases 120 to 1532 code for a protein of 470 amino acids. The transcript is spliced from 7 exons. The record is from RefSeq and is a predicted model, not a curated record. Gene Ontology annotation, biological process: activation of NF-kappaB-inducing kinase activity; signal transduction; positive regulation of JNK cascade. NCBI's taxonomy places the organism in Eukaryota, Metazoa, Chordata, Aves, Passeriformes, Passeridae.